CUAAUCUGUGUUGUUAAUAGAUAUUAAGUCCCCCAUCUUUCAGUCUGUGUUCACCAAGCCUCUGUUUCUCUGUAAAUUUUACAACUUUAAAACCCAAAAACCAUGGCUACACUUUCUCAAUUGAAUAUCUUUCCAUGCAAGGCCUUCCAAACAACUGUAAAACACAAUAAGUUAACCUCAAAACCUUCAAUUCUGCCUCUGAAUUGUAUCAAAACAACUCAGAGUUUGAUCAACAAAUCUCAAUUUUUGACCAAACAAUCAAUCCCGGAAGGACCCGUUUUCCAGGUCCGUGCUGUGGAAGGUGAGGAAUGGGUCCCAGACAAGGAGGAGGAGCCAGUAACAGAGAGUCUUGGAGUGGCAGUGGCAGAGGAGGAGAAGCCUAAAGAAGUGGUGGAAAUCGAGGGCUUGAAGAGAGCUUUGGUAGAUUCAUUUUAUGGGACUAAUCGUGGCUUGACAGUUACGAGUGAGACGAGAGCUGAGAUUGUUGAGCUUAUAACUCAGCUGGAGGCCAAGAACCCAACUCCAGCACCAACUGAGGCUUUGCCCCUGCUCAAUGGCAAAUGGAUUCUCGCGUACACAUCUUUCCCAGGUCUGUUUCCAUUGUUGUCAAGGGGUCAAUUGCCAUUAGUAAAGGUGGAGGAAAUAUCACAGACCAUUGAUGCUGAAAGUUUCACUGUGCAGAACUCUGUUCAGUUCUCUGGACCAUUAGCCUCAAGUUCUAUUAGCACAAAUGCUAAGUUUGAGGUCCGAAGCCCCAAGCGAGUGCAGAUCAAGUUUCAAGAAGGCAUAAUUGGAACUCCCCAGCUGACAGACUCUAUAGUCUUACCUGAAAAUGUGGAAUUUCUGGGACAAAAAAUUGAUCUCACUCCUAUUAAAGGCUUGCUCACCUCUGUGCAAGACACGGCUUCCUCUGUUGCAAAGACAAUUUCCAGCCAACCACCAUUGAAGUUCUCGUUAUCAAACAGCAAUGCAGAAUCAUGGUUACUUACAACAUAUCUUGACGAAGAACUGCGAAUUUCAAGAGGAGAUGCUGGGAGUGUUUUUGUGCUCAUCAAGGAGGGCAGUGCUCUCUUGACACCAUGAACUAAACUUUAGAUUCCUUUUCUUCUUUCUCCUUAGCUUUGCAUCAGUCUUAUCUAUUCUCCUGGUUUCUGUUAGACUGAUGUAAGAAAAAUAUGUAGGUAAUAAACGGUCAUGAAGUCUGUUUGUUUUAAGACUUGAUUCUAAGUUGCUGUUCCAAAGUAAGGGAGAGUUGAUAUAAUAUUUUGAAGAUAUAUAUUUAUCUUUUACUGAAUGUUUGACUUUCA
Messenger RNA from Durio zibethinus, 1307 nucleotides. RefSeq names its product plastid-lipid-associated protein, chloroplastic-like. Lineage: Eukaryota; Viridiplantae; Streptophyta; Magnoliopsida; Malvales; Malvaceae. The record is from RefSeq and is a predicted model, not a curated record.